GCACUGCAUCAGUCUGUCGCGCCGGUAAAGCUGCCGUGACCUCCGCACUACUCAUUUUAUAGUUUCUCAACUAGAAGCCAGCAGUUCAUAUCGGUUUAAAGUCCAGCUCCCGGUUGCUUUUGGAGUUUCUCGUGGACUCGUCCCAUCAUGCGUCUCCGGUUUGCCCUGUGCGUAACGGCCCUGCUGGCCUCUUCGUGUCUAGUGGCCGAGGCGCGGGUAGCCAAACGCAGCCCCAUCGGCUGCCCGGAGAGGUGCGACAAAUCCCAGUGCGCGCCGAUCCCCGCAGACUGCCUGGCCGGCGACGUGCUGGACCGCUGCGACUGCUGCCCGGUGUGCGCGUCCGGCGAAGGCGAGCAGUGCGGCGGCACCGAGGACCGCGAGUGCGCCGAGGGCAUGGACUGUGUGGUGACCGACGGCGUGGAAGUGUCCUCCACCGUCAGGCGGAGGGGCAGGGCCGGCGUGUGCGUGUGCAGCAGCUCCGAGCCGGUGUGCGGCAGCGACGGCGUCUCCUACCGGAACAUCUGCGAGCUGAAACGCGUCAGCAACCGUGCGACAAAGCUGCAGCAGCCGCCGGUGAUUUUCAUCCAGAGAGGCACCUGCGGCAAAGGUCAGCAGAACCCUGACAGUCUUCGUUACAAGUACAACUUCAUCGCUGACGUGGUGGAGAAGAUUGCACCUGCUGUUGUUCAUAUUGAACUGUACCGCAAGAUGAUAUUUUCGAAGCGGGAGGUGGCAGUAGCCAGCGGCUCCGGGUUUGUUGUGUCAGAGGACGGACUCAUCGUCACCAACGCCCACGUCGUGGCCAAUAAGCACAGAGUAAAGGUGGAGCUGAAGAGCGGAGCGACAUUUGACGCAAAGAUCAAAGACGUGGACGAGAAGGCAGACAUCGCUCUGAUCAAGAUCGAUGCACCGAUGAAGCUGCCGGUGCUGCUGCUCGGCCGUUCGGCGGACCUUCGGCCCGGCGAGUUUGUGGUGGCCAUUGGCAGCCCGUUCUCCCUGCAGAACACCGUCACCACUGGCAUCGUCAGCACCACCCAGAGAGGAGGCAAGGAGCUGGGCCUUCGCAACUCUGACAUGGACUACAUCCAGACAGACGCCAUCAUCAACUACGGCAACUCAGGAGGACCACUAGUCAAUCUGGACGGAGAGGUGAUUGGCAUCAACACUCUGAAGGUCACAGCAGGAAUCUCCUUCGCCAUCCCCUCAGAUAAGAUUAGACAGUUCCUGGCAGAGUCACACGACAGGCAGAGCAAAGGUAAAACAUCCCCAAAGAAGAAAUACAUUGGUGUUAGAAUGAUGAGUCUCACUCCAACACUAGCUAAGGAGCUGAAGGAGCGGCAGUCGGACUUCCCAGAUGUCACCUCUGGGGCGUAUGUCCUUGAGGUCAUCAGCCGGACUCCAGCUGAGGCAGCUGGCCUGCAGGAGAGCGAUGUCAUCAUCAGCAUCAAUGGCGAGCGAAUAACCUCAGCCAGCGAUGUCAGCGCGGCCAUAAAGCGGGACGAGAAGCUGCGAACAGUCGUGAGGCGCGGCAACGAGGACAUCAUCCUCACCAUCGUCCCCGAGGAGAUCGAGCCUUGACCUCACAGCUGACCUAACAACCAACUGACUCAAGAACCUAACCAGUCAACCAAUCUCGAGCUGGCUCUCAGUGUUUUUCAACCAAUCAUGAACACUUUGAAAAACAAAGCAACCAAUAGGGGCCUCGGUUUCCGGGGCCACACCUACUGCGUUUAAGAACUUGUAAUUAUUAGUACUGCUACUUGUCUUCCAUGCUAUUACUCUCACACACACACCUUCAGAGGUCCAACCUCAGUACCCAGGGAAGUGAAGCUUCAACCAUGUUGUCGUUCUUCUCAUAUUAGUUUUAUUUUUUCCUCUAAUCCCCCUUUAAUUUCCAUCAUCACAGACCUUAUAUAUACUUCUAACACCAUCUGCCGCUACAAAGCAGUUACUGCAGGUUACUGUAGUUUUGUUGUGUAUGUUCUUGAUGGAAUAUUUUUUAAUAGUAUUUUUGUCUCUAUGUGUUUUAUGACAAUUUUUCAAAAAGGGAAUAAAAUUAUUUUUAAAAGUGCUGUCUUUAUUAACAGUGUUGAGAUAAUAACUGUCAUUCAGUGUUUGAUCUCAAACAAGGUCCUCAGUCAGUCAGAAAGAUCUAACAAUAGGCACAACACAGUUUUGUGCUAGCUUUGAUUAUUCUGUACACAUGCUUUCUCAUUUCCAUGAAAAACAUUUUUUGGUUAACAACAGUUUAAACUACUCCUUAAUGACGUCCAUAAGUCGCAGGUAGGGGUUGCUCAGGGAGCCCUCUUAGAUCCCGUGAGCUUCUGAAGACAGGUGGAGGUUUUUCAGCCCUCUUCCUCUUUGUGGAGUGUUACCUUCUUUUUCUACAUCAUCACGUAUUUGGUGUACUACUCUUCUCUCUCUACUCUACUCUCUGCUGAACUUGUAACGUUUCCUCUAGACUGGUAGGUAAACAGCUGUCGACGCUAACGCUGGCUAUGAGGGGAAAGGAAAGACUUGCAUAUAGCACCUUUAACUCUACACACUCCAAACGAAACCAAAUGAGUGAACCACGAAAUUGGAAUAUUUCACCACAGAAAAAUAAACUAUGUCUCCAUUAAAGGUAUUAGAGAAGAAACUGCCUGUGUUCAGAAGGAGCCCAAGAAAACAAGUCUAGAAAAAACUCCAUCAUCUCUCAAACAUCUUGUUCUCUGCUCUGACUCUGGUGUGCCCUCUCUCUGUGCCAUGUUACACACUGACACACUGAGUUCAGCACAGUAUGACGCAAUCUAUUAGCCCCAGUGUGUGUGUGUGUGUGUGUGUUGUUGUGCGAGGGCCCAGUGGAGCGAAGGUGUUAUGUAAAACUUGUUUCAGUUCAUGCAGGAGGUGAAAUGAUGUCAGCCAGUGCCAUGCGUUCUCACACAGAGAGCGUCUAAGCUAAAUGGCACUAAUAAGCACUAUUGCUCUGGCUAAAAACAUUUUAGCAUCUCAAAGAUGAGAAUGUAACUUAUGUGUCAGCAACAACAGCUCCAGAUGUUUUCACAGCGUGCCAGUU
Molecule: messenger RNA, 3055 nt
Organism: Xiphias gladius (swordfish)
Lineage: Eukaryota; Metazoa; Chordata; Actinopteri; Istiophoriformes; Xiphiidae
Product: serine protease HTRA1B-like
Exons: 10
Coding region: 148-1578 (476 amino acids)
Biological process (GO): proteolysis; positive regulation of apoptotic process; programmed cell death
Cellular component (GO): extracellular region
Molecular function (GO): serine-type endopeptidase activity; protein binding
Source: RefSeq, a predicted model, not a curated record